CCCUGUCGGUGUACAGUGCGCUUUGGUCGACUUGUCUACAGCAUCGCGAGCUUCCGUCAUCUCGUUUCUACUUGACGCACUCCUGGCUGGUGUGCCUAUCGAUGUGGCAAGCAGAGACGAAAAGCCUUCAACGGAAAAGGCUCGUGUUUGGUCAUUUGACGGCCAUCCCGAAUCAUUUUAUCGCCACAACUCGUUACCAGUGCAUUCCAAGUGUUGGUUGCUAGACUGAUUUAGCCAACGCCACAGCCCUUACCAGCGUAUUCAAUGGUGGAGUGAUAAGAUUCUUCUCCUCCCCACCCCGCCUUAGCGUGCCAGUAUGAAUGAGUUAGAUAGCUUACGACAAGAAGCCGAAGCUCUGAAGAAUGCCAUUCGGGACGCGAGGAAAUCUGCCUGCGACACAACGCUUGUCCAGGCGACGGCCAACAUGGAGGCGAUUGGUCGGAUCCAGAUGCGGACCAGGCGGACAUUACGCGGUCAUUUGGCCAAAAUAUACGCCAUGCAUUGGGGAACGGAUUCUAGAAAUUUAGUUUCGGCAUCUCAGGAUGGCAAAUUAAUUGUAUGGGAUUCAUACACGACAAACAAAGUGCACGCCAUACCUCUUCGUUCCAGUUGGGUGAUGACAUGCGCCUAUGCCCCAUCUGGGAAUUACGUCGCCUGUGGCGGCUUGGACAAUAUCUGCUCAAUAUACAGCCUAAAAACACGCGAAGGCAACGUUCGAGUCAGCCGGGAAUUGCCGGGACACACGGGCUAUCUGAGCUGCUGCCGUUUCCUCGACGACAACCAAAUUGUCACCAGCUCGGGAGAUAUGACUUGUGCUUUGUGGGACAUCGAAACGGGACAGCAAACAACGUCAUUUACCGGACACACUGGUGACGUCAUGUCUCUCUCGCUGUCGCCCGACAUGCGCACAUUUGUGUCAGGAGCCUGCGAUGCUUCUGCCAAGCUUUGGGACGUCCGCGACGGAAUGUGUCGCCAGACUUUCUCUGGUCACGAAUCAGAUAUUAAUGCGAUAGGGUUCUUCCCGAACGGUUACGCUUUCGCAACUGGAUCGGAUGACGCCACUUGCCGUUUGUUUGACAUCCGGGCCGACCAAGAGCUGGCCAUGUAUUCGCAUGACAACAUCAUAUGUGGCAUUACGUCGGUUGCAUUUUCCAAAUCCGGUCGUCUCCUGCUGGCUGGUUAUGACGAUUUCAAUUGCAAUGUUUGGGAUUCAAUGAGAACAGAGCGAGCAGGUGUGUUAGCCGGCCACGACAACCGCGUUAGCUGCUUGGGUGUCACGGAAGACGGCAUGGCUGUGGCUACAGGAUCAUGGGAUAGUUUCCUCAAGAUUUGGAACUAACUGUCAUCGUUUCGUGCAAUCAACCGCACCGCGGUCUCACCACAUUGCUAUCAGACGCAGUUUCUAAUUUAUUGACACCUACUUGACGCACACAGCAAGAGAGAGGAGCAUGAUCCAUCAUACAAGUCGUGGGAAAGAUGUUCCACAAUCCAGCCCAACCCAACCCCCCUUCCCCCUUCAUAACCAUUUUCAGCCAUCUUUAGCCAAGGAAGCCCAAAAGAAAAAAAGAAAGAAAGAAAAUCAACAAUGGAUGACCUAACAAAUUAAUCGCGUAACUUUUGAGCCCUUCGUUCACGACAGGACCGAGUCGCCACGGUGAUUCAAAUAGUUUCAAGUUGUGACUCGUGUUGACGCCUCGUUUCAGUUAGCAUCUGCCACUCGUAUGUUUUUAUUUCUCCUUUCAUUUCGUUCUCCAUUUUUAAUUUCCAAUUCUUCUCUUUCUGCCCGACACAUCAGUCGAAUAUUUGACAGAUGUCAACAUUUGUCCCUUAUAGAAAGCUGCUGUAUGGAAAGAUUAUUGCCUUCCUUCAUCCCACAUCUCCCUAAAACAAAAACACACAAACAGCAAAAAACAAAAAACAAAACAAAACAAAAACAAACGAAAAACAAGCAAUGCUCUCUUUCCAGGCCUUUUCUUGGCCUCCAAACUCGAUCACUUUCUUGGAUUGCGGUCCAAGACCAAAGGCCAUUUACGAACCAGAAGCGCAGUAAACAAUUGAAAACAGUAGCACAAAGUUGUCAGCUGGGGUAUAAGGUUUCACACAAUGUCGCUCUCUCCUUUCCGCUCGCGGCCCAACCCUCCCUCCCUCCCACACAAACACACACAUAUACGCACACAUUGAUCCCAUUUCUGUUUCGCUCAGGCCAAUGAAUAAAAAAGAAAAUUCAUUUGUCGUUUCCUCUCCAUGCGUAGAAUCGAUAGAGGACGCGUCGCUUCGUUCGUGCAGGAUGUGUCUAGUCAACAACACCAUCAUUCAUAACUUUUUAUCGUGCUUGUUUAAUGGGUUUUUGCGCACCUUUUGGGUUACCCACCGUCUUGGCUUCUUUCGGGCAGGGGUAGGCGGUGAUUAUUUUUCCUUCUCCUCCUUGCUCUGAUUAUUAAUAUGAUUUUUUUUUUUUUCAUCUUUUAUUUCUGGACUCGAUUAUUAUUAUUAUUAUUAUUCAUUUUUUUUUUUUUUAUAACCCUCCGUACAGUCCUUAACUUCGUCAUUUACUAUCGUGUACAAGCAAAACGCUUCGGAGUUUUCAAUUCGUCAGUGCCGAGUUUUGUUGAUGGAUCGAAAGGGAAGGAGGACAAAAAAAAAAGCGGUUUGAUGAAUUUCUGUCCUAAUUUGUUUUGUCAAAAUCUCAUCGUGAAAUGAAAACGACGAGUUCGCUUUGGGACCACAGGCACAGCGGACUGGUUUGAGAUGCUAUCCUUCCAUUUUACUUAGUGGUUUUUCAAAGAAAAUGACUAUCAUCCAAUUCCCGCAUCGGAAGAAAGAACAGCACAAAAGUCUGAUUUCGUUCAACUAACGUUCGUGAAGAGUAGGAAGUUAAUCUUAAGCUAUUGAUGCGCACAGGAUAAUUUUUCGUUCGUUGGCUAGUUUUUUUUUUUUUUUUCUCCUCAUCUUCAUUUUCUCAGUUCAAGGAAUCGUCAUCUCCCACGCCUCCGUCGAAAUAGCAACACAACGCGUUUACGUGCGGCCUCCUCCUUCCUAUGGUUCUCUUUUCUAUUUUUUUUUUUCUUUUCUUUUCCUUUCUUCUUUUUUUCUUUUUUUUUUUUUUUUUCUCUCGAAUGUCCCUACUAGACGAAGAAUGAUGCGAACGCGGAAGGGCGAGGGUAAAAUUCUCUGUGUAGUUGAGUCAUUCAGCUUUUAUUACCAUGCGGUAUCAUCCAAAUAGGAAUCGAAACAAAAAGAAAAAAGCCCAAAAAAAUGUAAUAGUGAAAAUAAAAAUAAAAAAGUUUAAGAAAAAAAAAACACAAAAAAAAACAAAAAAAAAAAAACAAAAACAAAAAAAACAAGAGAUAAAAAAAAAGGCCAGCGUCUACAACUGCCCAAUGACCGGACCACCUUCGAUGGGGACUGGGAAAGAAGCUGUACAGUAGAAGUGGAAGAUUAUCUUUGUUUGUUUUGGUAUCCGUGAGGCAGUUCCUUUGUUUAUGAUUAAUAUGUUUUUUUUUUUUGUUUGUUUUUUUCCUCCUGAAUUUUCUGAGCGUGUAUCUAACGUACAGGUGCGGUACUAGCUAAUCGCACCAAUGCUAGCACCGCAUCCGUAUGUUGAAAGAACGCGCUUCGUUAUUGAAAACAAGCCAAGUUAGACUUAAAAGUGUUCGUGACGGACUAGUCGCGCGACUCUGUAGCCGCCCAUCAUUGCUCAAAGUCGUGCUCGGGCUCAGGACUACUCCGUCGCAAGACUUUGGAGUUAAUUUGAAUUGUGUGUGUUUGGACUUCGGAUUUUCUUCUCGAAUCCCUUUAAUGGCAAAAUGCGUGUUCGUCCUGCCCACUCCUCCUUCUGCCUACUCCCCCCCCCCCAUCUUCUCCCACUCCAACUUUUUGCUUAGACAGUAUAUCGGUAGAUUUAACCAGCUCUUAUUCACUCGGUUUCCUGCGUUACGUUCCCCUCCCCUCGCCCAUUGAAUUUAAAUUGUUCCCCAAAGAGAACGUGGACCACGACACGAAACAUUUUGAGGGGUUGUACAGUUUCCUGCCCUGCUACAUCCCCACGUUGGCCGGUUUUCGUAUUUACAUGAUAUCCUCACUUUUCAUUUCUCUCUCCUUUCCAUCUUCUUUUUCUCUUUAUUUCUAUCUUGCUAUUUCUUCAACCUUUAGAACCGAACAACUUGACUGAAUGAUUUUUCUCUUUUCACAUUCUCGGACAUUCAUUAAGAAAACCGUUGAUGAUUGAGUCGAUGCUUUAAAUCAAAUUAUUAUUAUUAUUUUUUUUUAUUUUGUUUUUUUUUUUUUUGUGUGCCCUAAUUCAUUCUUGGUUGUUUAUCUCGUGUGUAACGUUUAAAGGAACAAAAAGAAAACAACAAAAAGGAA
Molecule: messenger RNA, 4365 nt
Organism: Daphnia magna
Lineage: Eukaryota; Metazoa; Arthropoda; Branchiopoda; Diplostraca; Daphniidae
Gene: Gbeta13F
Product: guanine nucleotide-binding protein G(I)/G(S)/G(T) subunit beta-1
Exons: 9
Coding region: 317-1339 (340 amino acids)
Biological process (GO): G protein-coupled receptor signaling pathway
Cellular component (GO): cytoplasm; heterotrimeric G-protein complex
Molecular function (GO): protein binding; signaling receptor complex adaptor activity
Source: RefSeq, a predicted model, not a curated record